UGAUAGCAACGCGUCAAGCUCUCCGUGCGAAAUUGUUUUCUUUACUUUCCUCUAGAAGCCAUACCUCCGCCAAAGCGAUCUCAAGGUUUAGCUCAGGAAAUUUAUCGAGAUGGCGGAGGCUCAUUCAUCCUCCCAAAAAGAGCUUAAAAUUGGUAGUUGUGGUGGGAUCAGCCGCUAUGGUGUGUGGUGGAAUUACCAUUUAUAUGUUUUCAGAAGCUGAUACAACCCUUAAGGAUAAUAAUUUAGGCUACCAAGCAGUAGAAUAUGCUGGGAUUGGAGGCAAGACUAGAUCCUGGACUGGAUUAAUUGAUAUGUAUAUGAAAGAGAAAGAGAGGAGAGAGAUUGAGGAAAGACGGCACUACCCUUUGGAUAUGAGAUUGAAGGAGAAUAUUGUUGGACAAGAAGAAGCCAUUCUCACAGUUGCUGCAACAAUUCGUAGAAGAGAAAAUGGUUGGUAUGAUGAGGAACAUCCCCUUGUGUUUCUCUUUCUUGGAUCUUCAGGAGUUGGAAAAACAGAGCUUGCCAAACAAGUGGCUAGGUAUCUUCAAAAAGGCAACAAGAAGGGUUUUAUAAGACUGGACAUGUCUGAAUACCAAGAGAAACAUGAGGUUGCAAAAAUGAUCGGUGCACCACCAGGUUACACUGGACAUGAUGAAGGUGGACAAUUGACAAAGAAACUCAAGGAGUGUCCAAAUGCUGUCGUGUUAUUUGAUGAGGUGGAUAAGGCCCACCCAGACAUUUUAACAGUCAUGCUCCAGUUGUUUGAUGAGGGUCGUUUGACAGACGGACAGGGGAAGACGAUUGUAUGCAAAGAUGCCAUUUUCGUGAUGACUUCAAACCUUGCUAGUGAAGAAAUAGCAAAUCAUGUAUUGGAACUGAGAAGAGAAGCAAAACUAGCUGCUGAACAAAGACAAGAAGGUGGUGAAGUAAGCGAAAAGGUUACUAUAUCAAGAAAGUUUAAAGAAAGAGUGGUCCAGCCUAUUCUGAAGGCUCACUUCGGACGAGACGAGUUCUUGGGUCGCAUCAAUGAGAUAGUUUACUUCCUACCAUUUUCACAGCCAGAGCUUUUAAGCUUAGUGAAGAAAGAGCUGGAUUUCUUGUCAGAAAUGGCAUUGAAUCGACAUGAUAUCCACAUGAGUUGGGAUAAAGAAGUCUUGGAUGUACUGGCUGAUGGCUACAACAUACAUUACGGAGCGAGAUCGAUAAAACACGAAGUUGAAAGAAGAGUUGUCAAUCAACUUGCUGCUGCGCAUGAGCAAGAGCUGAUAAGUUCCGGAUGCACCCUGCACUUAACAGUGAGCCGCCCCAAAGAUAAAACAGGACGGAACUCAGAGAAAGUAGCUCCUACCAUCAAACUGCAACACAUUAGGGAAGCAGGGCAUGAAAUUGCACCUAAUACAGGUGCCAAUGAGAAUAAAUUUUUCUCUUUGGCGACUAAAUUUUUCUCUCUGGUGACCAAAUCCUGAAAAUUAGGCACCAAACUGGCAACUAGAAUGCUUCAUCAUAACCUUACCUAAAGAUAUAAUGAGCUAAAAAGAUUUGCAAAAGUAAAUCCGCAGCAAACGUCCUCUUUAAGUUUGUUUCCAAAACACAGCACAUGCAUCUCAAUCACUGACUAGACGCCAUUUUGGAUUUAGGUUAGCUUAAAGGUUGUAUAUCAUCCAUCGUAGAGUCCACUUUGUGGCACAUAAAAGAUCUUUUUCCUAACUUCAUUUUGGAGGUUCUAUCUAGGACGCUGACAGCGUAAAAAAAGGGUUUGUUUCUCUUUAAAAAUGGUGACCAACUUUUUUUGAAUCGGGUACCACUUUGAAAAAUUU
Molecule: messenger RNA, 1817 nt
Organism: Pocillopora verrucosa
Lineage: Eukaryota; Metazoa; Cnidaria; Anthozoa; Scleractinia; Pocilloporidae
Source: RefSeq, a predicted model, not a curated record